UCGCACGGUAAAGCUCAUUGGGUACAAUUUGGAAAAUAUUUGGGAUCUAUUCCUAAAAACACUCGAUUUCUCCUUUUCAAACUGGGAAUACAUCAGAAAUAAACAUCAUUCUAAAGACAAAACAAACAAUAAAAACAUGGAAUUUCAAGUUGGAUGGCCAAAAUUGAUCAAGAUGGGUGCCAAGUUGGUGGGCCACAAGCUGCAGCAGUAUCGCCUGUCCACAGGUAACACCCUCGUGCUGGACACUAAGUUCGGCCAGGUGCGAGGACUCCAGAGGAAGACUGUGUACGACGGGGAGUUGUACUUCGCCUUCGAGGGAAUACCAUACGCAAAGCCACCGGUGGGAGAGCUCCGGUUCCGUGCCCCCCAGCCGCCGGAGCCAUGGCAGGGAGUCCUGGACUGCACAACCUACCGGGCAAAGCCCUUGCAACGCAACAUUCUUCUCAGUAUCGUGGAAGGCAGCGAGGACUGUUUGCACCUUAAUAUCUACGUGAAGGACCUUGAAACGAAAGAGCCCCUGCCUGUUAUUGUUUGGAUAUACGGUGGGGGUUUUCAGAAGGGCGAGGCCUCAAGGGACAUAUACAGUCCAGACUACUUCAUGAAGCAGCCAGUGGUCUUUGUCUGCAUCAACUACCGACUGGGUGCCUUGGGCUUCCUUAGCCUUAAGGAUCCUCAGCUGGACGUCCCUGGUAACGCUGGACUUAAGGAUCAGGUUCAAGCUUUACGUUGGAUCAGCCAGAACAUUGCCAACUUUAAUGGUGAUCCCAACAACAUCACCAUCAUGGGGGAGAGUGCCGGAGCUGCUUCCGUCCACGUAAUGAUGACCACGGAGCAGACGCGUGGGCUUUUCCACAAGGCCAUCAUGCAAUCCGGAUGUGCCCUGAGUGAAUGGGCGGACAGUCCGGAUCGCAAGUGGGCCUUCCGGCUGGCCCGGGGCAUGGGCUAUAAGGGCAGCGAAAAGGAUGCCGACGUGCUGAGUUUCCUGAACAAAGCUUCCGGCCGACAGAUAGCGAAUAUCGACCAAGACAUUAUUACGCAGGACGAGAUGCGAAACUUUACUCUCUUUGCUUUCGGUCCUGUGGUAGAACCCUACGAGAGCGAUCAUUGUGUUGUACCGAAAAAACAUAAGGAAAUGUUGGCCACCGCUUGGGGUAACGAUAUACCCAUCAUAAUGGGCGGGAACUCAUUUGAAGGGCUGUUCUCCUAUCAAGUGGUAAAGAAGGACCCCUGGGCCUUGAAAAACUUCCACAACAUCCUCCCCAGGGAAGUGAGCGAAGCCAGCAGCCAGGAGGAGCGGGAUCUUCUUGUGCGUCGCCUCAAGAAGGUCUACUUCAACAACGAGCUUCAGGAAUCGAUGGACUUCUUCGAGGCUUUAAAUAUAUUUUCCCAUCGCCAAAUCUGGCACGAUCUGCACCGAUUGGUUCUCGCUCGUCAGACCUAUGCUGCUGGGAAGCCCACAUAUUUGUACCGCUUCGACUUUGAUUCACCGUAUUUCAACCAAUUCCGCGGAUUAGUGUGCGGUGAUCAAGUCCGGGGAGUGUCUCAUGCCGAUGAAUUAUCCUACCAGUUCUACAAUAUUAUUGCCUCCAAGCUGGAGAAGUCAUCAAUGGAGUACAAAACCAUUGAGAGGAUGGUGGGCAUGUGGACAUCAUUCGCCGCCAAUGGCGAUCCCAACUGUCCGGAAAUCAAGUCCACCACUUGGGAACCCAUUGGAGCAAAAGAAAAUGGCACGGAGAAGUGUUUCAAUAUAAGCCAUAAUUUAGAAAUGCGGGAAUUGCCAGAGUUUGAUUCGCUGACCGUGUGGGAUAGUUUUUACCCCAAAGGGACCCUUUUCUAGUCAUUACAUUUACAUAAACUCGUAGAUACUUAAUGCAUUACAGAAACCAAAGAGCGAAUAUUUUCUACAUAUAUUUAAGGUAAAUUUUUGCAUCUUUUAUAUCUUUGACUUGUACAAAAUUUAUAGUUUAAAAUAUAAACGCCUAGUAUAAUGUA
Molecule: messenger RNA, 1992 nt
Organism: Drosophila ananassae
Lineage: Eukaryota; Metazoa; Arthropoda; Insecta; Diptera; Drosophilidae
Product: esterase B1
Exons: 3
Coding region: 137-1837 (566 amino acids)
Source: RefSeq, a predicted model, not a curated record